Molecule: messenger RNA, 562 nt
Organism: Python bivittatus (Burmese python)
Lineage: Eukaryota; Metazoa; Chordata; Lepidosauria; Squamata; Pythonidae
Source: RefSeq, a predicted model, not a curated record
AUGGCAGCUCUCUAUGGCAGCGAGGUGAAGUGCGUCAGCGUGGAGUGGGACUUCCUGCAGGGCUUGUUGGUGAAGAACCAGCCGGUGCCUUGCCUGCAGGCCCUGCGCAAGGAGAAAUCCCGCAACGCAGCCCGCUCCCGCCGGGGCAAGGAAAAUUUCGAGUUCUACGAGCUGGCCAAGCUGCUGCCACUGCCCGGCGCCAUCACCAGCCAGCUGGACAAGGCCUCCAUCGUCCGCCUCACCAUCACGUACCUGAAGAUGCGCAACUUCGCCAUCCACGGCGACCCCCCCUGGAGCCUGCGAGCAGAGGCCCCGGCCCCGGCGGGCAACGCUUCUGGUCGGAGGAAUAUGAAUGCGCUGCUGACGGAGCUCUUCGAACAGCACUUAGGGGGGCACAUCCUGCAGUCCCUGGAUGGAUUUGUGUUUGCACUGAAUCAAGAGGGAAAAUUCCUUUACAUCUCCGAGACUGUGUCUAUUUACCUUGGGCUUUCACAGGUAGGUGUUGUAUGUGACACUCUCUGUACUGAGACCUCUUUUGGGAUUGUUUCAAGGAGAGAGACCC